This is a messenger RNA of Eupeodes corollae, 2230 nucleotides long. RefSeq names its product 5'-nucleotidase domain-containing protein 3 (gene Nt5c). The transcript is spliced from 8 exons. NCBI's taxonomy places the organism in Eukaryota, Metazoa, Arthropoda, Insecta, Diptera, Syrphidae. Gene Ontology annotation, molecular function: 5'-nucleotidase activity. Bases 172 to 1782 code for a protein of 536 amino acids. The record is from RefSeq and is a predicted model, not a curated record.
UUUUUAAAAAAAGUAUUUUUGGUUUGUGCUCGAUUACGAUUCAGUUAGUUUUUAUUUUUAAAUGAAAACAAAUCUCUCUUCUUCCAAUAAGUACAUAACAAGGUGUUGACUGAAAUUAAGUGAAUUUUAUUGUGUGUUCGAAAGUUUUGGACACAUUUAUUUUAAAUCGAAAUGAUUCUCUCGCAAUCAAUCCGCAUUAAUUUUCCCUUGAUUGUGAAUACUCGCCAAAUACUAACCAAAAGCCAUCCGUUUUUGGUUAAUUUAUCAUUUUUGAAACCAAUUAAGGAAAUCGGUGGCAGGGUUCGUACAUCUAAUGCUGUUUCAUUUUGUACAAAUAAACCAUCAACACUGGAUGAUUUUAAGUUAAUUUAUGAGCAGAGCAGACAAACAUUCGAAUCUAAGAAACUGCCCAAAAAUGUUAACCUGCAAGGGGUAUUCGCUUGCAACGAGCUCGACUUGCAAGAAGUUGAAGUCUAUGGCUUUGAUUAUGAUUACACAUUGGCCUGUUACAAAUCAUGUUUGCAUGACUUGCUUUACAACCUGGGACGUGAUAUGCUGAUAAAAAAAUUUAAGUAUCCCGAAGAAAUUGCCCAACUCGAAUACAAGCCCGGAUUCGCUGUACGCGGUCUUCACUAUGACAUCGAAAAAGGUCUUCUACUAAAAUUGGAUUCUUUUUUGCAAAUUCAAUUGGGUUCAGUCUAUCGGGGCCUGACGAAAAUUCCGGACUCAGAGGUUUUAAAAAUUUACAAAAACCGAAUAAUACCAAUUGCUUACGUUGAAGGACACUCUAAAAGCUAUCAGCAAGAUGUUAAAGCAAAAAUGGUGCAGCUAGCGGAUUUGUUCUCCGUUCCAGAAAUGUGCUUGCUAUGCAAUGUUGCCGAAUAUUUCGAAAAGAAUCACAUUGAUUAUCAUCCAGAGAUAUUAUUUGAUGAUGUCAAGAGUUCUGUACAGCGUUGUCAUCCAAUUAUGCAUCAAAUUGUGUUGGAAGAUGCAGAAAGUUUCAUUGAAAAAAAUCCGUUAUUGCCAGGAUUUUUCGAGCGGCUAAUCAAAGCUGGAAAGAAAUUAUUUUUAGUUACCAAUAGUCCAUUUCCGUUUGUAAAUCGAGGCAUGACUUUAUUGGCAGGUUCUAAUUGGAGAGAUUAUUUCGACGUAAUUAUAGUACAAGCCCGAAAACCCAAAUUUUUCACUGAUGAAUCUCGGCCAAUACGUUUAUAUGACGAAAAAACUAACACGCAUGUAUGGGAUAGAGUUUCUAAGCUCGAAAGAGGUAAAAUUUAUUAUGAGGGUACAGUUAAACAACUUCAAGAGUUAACAGGAUGGCAUGGACAUUCUGUGUUAUAUUUUGGUGAUCAUCCGUACAGUGAUUUAGCUGAUGUAACAUUGGAACAUGGUUGGCGUACGGGUGCAAUAAUCAGUGAAUUGACACAUGAAAUAAACACACUAAACGACGAGCAAUUUAAGAAAAAUGCCAACUGGUUACAAAUGCUUACACAACUAAUUGAAGAUCACCAAGAUAACGAAUCCGAAGCAGCUCAAAUAAGUUUAAAAAACUGGAUGAACGAAAGAGAUAUAUUAAGGAAUGAAACAAAAAAAGUAUUCAACACACAAUUCGGUAGUGUGUUUCGCACCUACCAUAAUCCAACAUAUUUCUCAAGACGCUUAUUCCGAUUUGCUGAUAUCUACACGAGUGAUAUUACCAAUUUACUCCAUUAUUCUGUAGCACAUACAUUUUAUCCCAGGAGAGGUGUUAUGCCACAUGAAUAUAUAUCUUACUUUAUGUAAGCGCACAACGCAUAAUUAGAUCUUCUUGUAAUUAGGAAUAUUAAUUAUUCAAAUUGAAUCUGAAGAAAGACGUGUCUUUUUAGUCCCACCUUUUUUAAUUAUUUUCUCAACGAGGCCAAGCUGUGAAAGAAAUAGAAGAGGCUAAAGACAUGCUAAUUUUUAAGUGCAACAAUAAGACCCUCCUCGCAUGUCUCGUCAAAUAGAUAAAUUUAAAUUAUGCUUGUUAUCUACCUAUUUAUUACUCGUUUAUUAAAUUAAGUUAACUAAUAAAUGUAAAUAAUAUUUAUUUGCAUUUAAGCAUGCAAGUCUCUUUUAUGAUGUUAGAAUUUAAAACAAAAAGUGUAUAAAUAGAAUUGAAAACGAAGUGUGAUAAUUAUGUUGUAGCACUAAUAAUACUCAAUUCAAAUUCUUUAUUUAAAUUAAAUACAACUGAAAAACGAAGAAUACA